AUGGCUUCACCGAGUGAUGCUGGAGACAGUCUCUUCGAGAGUCUCACCAAGGUUGAUCCCAAAAAAGCUGAGGCUCAAGCAAAAGAGCUGGAGGAAAGACUCCUUGCUCAGAAUGUCAAGGCACAGAACAGGCUGCGAGAGUUGAUUGGCAGCAAUUCAACGCUGCCAGUUACUAUCAACAAAGUACUGCUCGUAGGCGGAGGCCAUACUAGACGUUCAUUUCUAGACCCAAUCUUCAAUCCUCUUCUCAGUGUGAACCGAGACCGUCCUUACACACUCGGUGAAGCUCUGCACGAAGUUGGGUCCGUUGCUACGAAGCUCGAACGGUUUGGAAUCUUCAAGGAACCUAUAUCAACCUUCAUUGACCGUCCCUCUCAAACCGAUCCAUCCACCACAGUAACAGACAUUGACGUAUAUAUACGGGCGCAGGAACGUGGUCGCUUCUCGGCAAAGACAGGUACAGACAUUGGGAACGCUGAAGGGUCUGCAUAUGGAGAAGUGCAAUUGCGGAAUAUCUUUGGGGGCGCAGAGUCCCUGAACUUGAACGCAUCAGCAGGCACGAGAACAAGAUCUUCCUAUCAAGCUAUAUUCGAUACACCUGUCCUCUCUGAUCCGGAAAAACGAAUAACCAUCGAUGCCUUGGCAAGCAGCACACACAAACCAUGGGCGAGUCAUGAAGAAGGUUUAACCGGAGGGGGCUUGAAGUAUAGUUGGGCGACUAAAUCAGGCAUGAGACACCAACUGGCCUAUACAGGCGUCUGGAGACAGAUCACCGGUCUGGGUGAAAAGGCCAGCCCAACUGUGCGAAAUGAUGCAGGCGAUUCAGUAAAGAGCAGCAUUACGCAUACGUGGCUAGCGGACCGACUGAACCAUCCUCUCCUCCCCAGCCGAGGUUACUUGAUCAAAACGGUGUCAGAGAUAGCAGGAUGGGGCCCUCUCAAAGGCGACGUUGGAUUCUUGAAGUCUGAAAUAGUCACCACAGGCGCGUUACCAAUUCCCAUCCCCGGUAUCAAAGGAGACAGCGGCGUCUCCCUGACCGCCGGUUUACGUUCCGGGUUCCUAUUACCCUUGCCAGUCGGGUUUGGAGGAGCGAGCCAACCAAGCAGGAUCAAUGACCGAUUCAUUCUGGGGGGUCCUACGGAUGUGCGUGGCUUCAAGAUGGGUGGUUUGGGACCUCAUGAUGGCUCAGACUCAGUCGGCGGCGAUGUCUACGCUGCAGGCUCUGCAAACCUCCUUGUUCCCUUCCCUCGUGUAGGAAAGGACGCACCACUCCGUCUUCAACUCUUUGCCAACGCGGGGAGAUUACUUCCCCUCAAGGACUCGAAGGGGAAAGGAAAGGCCGAGGCUGGCAAGAGCGUGCAGAAAGACUUCUAUUCUACUGUUUCUCAAUUAGGGGAUGGACUCCCGAGCACUGCGGUGGGUGUGGGCGUCGUGUAUGCGCAUCCUGUCGCUAGGUUCGAGUUGAAUUUCAGUUUGCCGCUUGUAAUGAGGAGGGGAGAGGAGGGGAGGAAGGGUUUGCAGUUUGGAGUUGGAAUUAACUUCCUGUAG
This is a messenger RNA of Amorphotheca resinae ATCC 22711, 1548 nucleotides long. RefSeq lists its product as hypothetical. Gene Ontology annotation, biological process: protein insertion into mitochondrial outer membrane. The transcript has 4 exons. The record is from RefSeq and is a predicted model, not a curated record. NCBI's taxonomy places the organism in Eukaryota, Fungi, Ascomycota, Leotiomycetes, Helotiales, Amorphothecaceae. Bases 1 to 1548 code for a protein of 515 amino acids. Gene Ontology annotation, cellular component: SAM complex; outer membrane.